ACUUAAAAAAAAAGUACAAUUCAAAUUUCAAUUUCCCAAUGUCAUAAUUCCUGAAAUUACCAAUUUUAUUAUCGGAAUUGGAAAUUUCAUAAACCCUAGGGAGUUGUGCAGCCUCCUGACGCUCCCAGGCGCCAUUGAUGAGCUUCCCUCCAUUUUUUUCCACAAUUUGAAUCUCUCUGUCUCUCUCCUCACUUUCUCUCUCUACACACUGUCACCGGCUCAUCGCAUUUAACUCCGAUGAGGAAGAAGAAGAAGGACGAUCACGAUCCCUUCUUUAAAACCCUAAACAUUCUCUGCCCUUUCCGUUACUCCAAGGCCCGCCACAUCCGCAUCGCCGACAUACUCGUUGAUGAAGAAUUGGGAUCCGAAACCGGCGGCUACGAUUGCUCCGGAGACUUCAGUAUGGAUAGAGACCCACACCGCCUCCCCGAGGACGACGGAUUCACGGCCUUACAGUGCUCGUCCCCGCUUUAUAUUAUUUCCCGAUGGUUGUCGACUCUGAAGCGAGGCAAACGGAGGCGAUGCGGCGUCGUACGGAGCCAGAAGAGACCGAAAGAGGUCGCGAAGACGGAGAGGGAGACUGGCGACGACGAGUCAACGCACGCCACCGGUUCGACGAAUGGAUUGAACGGCGGUGGCGGGGAAACAGAAUCAAGACAGAUUGUGAAGGAUACGAGCUCAUUCAAUUUGGGAGUUGCGUGCGGUUUGGUGUAUCUGAUCGUCACCGGUAAAAAUGAACUUGCAAAGACGGUGGAGUUGCGGGCGGAGAUGGAGCAGUUGCUUCAAAAUGCAAAAGAGGAACUGCAGAGCAAGAAUUCGCGUUUCGGUUCCAGGGCGGUGGAGUCGAAUGAGAUGAAUUUUGCUUCUUCCACCACCGAUCUCCAACAGGCUUCGAGUUCGAGCUCUGGGAGCCGGUUUUCACUUCAAUCUGGCCUGGUCCGUGAGGUGUGCUCGGAAUUUGUUAGAGAUGGAAGGGGACAAGGAGAAAGGGAUGAAUGCGCGGAGGGAAUGGAUCAACUCGAGGCGGAGCUUGAAGCGGAGUUGGAACGAUUGCAGCUGCAUUUGGAAUCGGAUUCGGAAAAUCAUUCAUCCAAUUCUAACUACACGCAGCAGCAAAGAUUAAACGCUGUCCAAGACACAGCUCAUGGAACAGGUGACGAUAUCUCAGAUUUUGGAGAAGAAAUCGAGGCACAUGGAGCAGAACCAGCAGAUUAUAACGAAAUCCCAUGUGACUACGGAGUUCCUGCACUCGAACUGGAGAGAAGGCUGCACGAACUGCAGGAAGCGAGGCAGGAAGAACGGAUAAAGGAACUUGAAGUUGCAUUGGAGUACACGAAGCGCAAGCUUCAUGAGAAGGAAAUGGAGGCUUCGUGGUGGAGACAAAAUGCAUCCGCAGCACUCACAUCGCACCACCAUCAAGAUCCUUCAUCGUCGGGUGCUUCCCAGCACAGUUCGGAGAGUACAUUUCACUUGUUUAGGUGAGAAAACCAAGCUGUACAGUGGCUUUAGACAAGCUUCAUGAAUAAACAGUAAGGAUACCGAGGGCAUUAGUAGCAAAGGGCGAGGCUGAAUAAAACGGUUUGUGAUUACCAUUACAUGUGAGUCUUCUUAGCGACAGCGGAAACAUCACACCAAAUGGUGAUUUGAGGCUUAGCACGGAUGAAGAAUCGCUCAUCCAGGUGAGACCCAGAGGCUGUGUGUUAGAUUAGUUCCUGAAAGUCUUCAUUUGGCCCAAAAACUACUUUUUCUCGAUACAUUUCUUCGGACACAAGCAAUCAACUUUGUGCUUUUUGUGUGAUUCUGUUGAAGAUUGGUUUGCAGAGGACGUUGGGGUACCUCUUCUCUACUUGCUGCUUCAGCAGGCAUCAGUCCUCCUUUGAAGUAGUUGCUUGGGCUGCAAGUGUUCUAAAAGUCUCCGCCUAGCGCUGCUUAGGGCUCGUCUAGAGGGUGUUUAGACUUGCUUAGGCUCUCAUCUAGACUGCCUAGAUCCGCUGAGGUUGUGACGCUCAACUAGAGAGAAAAUAAAUAACUUCCAUUUUGCAUUUCAUUUUUUCAAUAAAUUGUAAGAGAUUUGUUGGAUACUUGGAUAAACAAUUAUUAUAUGCUUGUUUCUUAUA
Pyrus x bretschneideri (Chinese white pear) is the source of this 2117-nucleotide messenger RNA. Its product is annotated as protein POLAR-like 1. The transcript has 4 exons. The record is from RefSeq and is a predicted model, not a curated record. NCBI's taxonomy places the organism in Eukaryota, Viridiplantae, Streptophyta, Magnoliopsida, Rosales, Rosaceae. Gene Ontology annotation, biological process: asymmetric cell division. Bases 238 to 1482 code for a protein of 414 amino acids.